Messenger RNA from Rhipicephalus microplus (southern cattle tick), 1077 nucleotides. Its product is annotated as endothelin-converting enzyme 1. Gene Ontology annotation, biological process: protein processing. Gene Ontology annotation, cellular component: plasma membrane. The record is from RefSeq and is a predicted model, not a curated record. Lineage: Eukaryota; Metazoa; Arthropoda; Arachnida; Ixodida; Ixodidae. Gene Ontology annotation, molecular function: metalloendopeptidase activity.
AUGGGAUACGUGUACACUAUUGAGCUUCCAACAAGAUAUGCCAACCUCGCCACAACCAACAUCAGGCGCGUUCACUUCUGUGUCAGCGAGGUGGAAGAGAUAUACCGGUUCUUGGUGAUCGUCCUGGCGACAGUCGUCAACUUUCGCGAAAGCCUGCGCCUAAACAUAAGCUCCCAGCUCGCCAUUGUCCAGCAGGCGGCAGGAGCGCUGGUCGGAGCCCUGCCGUGGCUCGACAACGCCACCAAGGUCGCCUCUGGCAAGAAGAUCGCACGGGCCAAGACGCUGUUGUGGCCACCCAACGAUUUCCUCACAGACGACGUGCUCUCCGUGAUGUACUCCGGCUUUCCCGAGGACGUGCUGUCCGCAGACGAGACUUUCGCCGAUCUGUGGCUCCAGUCCAGACAGGCACUUUCCGACCUGGUGACGGACCGGUCUUACGAAGCCACGGCGAUCGACAUGCUGGCGAACACGCGCCUGCCCUUGGCCCAGUACGACUACGUGCGCAACACUGUCCGAAUCUCGGUCCAGGCACUGUCCGCACCGCUGUACUAUCCGCAGGGCACCAACGCCAUGUUCUACGGUGGCCUGGGCUUCGUAUACGCUCGUGAACUCGUCAAGAGCUUGGACGGGGAGGGCGUCACGUUCGACGGGGACGGCAACGUGGGUCUCGACUGGUCUUCGGAUGUCUGGAAGAUCACCAUGGUCGAACGGACGUUCUGUCUUGCGGCCCAGAGUGGCAGCGCCGAAAAACGCGCCCCAAGGCCGAACGUGAACAAUCGCCUCUUCCCCGACAUUCCGGCGCUGGAGGUGGCAUACGCGGCGUUGCAGUGGGCGCUCGCUUUGGAUCCACAUCCGACGAGAGUGCUCGAGCAUUACACUGAGCAACAGCUGUUCUUCAUCACACUCUGCUACCUCAUGUGUGGCGCAGCUCAUCCGGGCGCCAGGAACUGCAACAAGGCUCUGCGCCACUUUCCGCCCUUCGCCCAGCACUUCGACUGCAAACAGGGCAGCGGGAUGAAAGCAGCCAAGCCGUGCUCGUUGCUCUAUAUCCCAAAUCGCAAGAGUGACAGCGACUAG